Messenger RNA from Racocetra fulgida, 504 nucleotides. NCBI's taxonomy places the organism in Eukaryota, Fungi, Glomeromycota, Glomeromycetes, Diversisporales, Gigasporaceae. The record is from the annotation of a GenBank genome assembly.
AUGGACAAUGGUUUAUAUCGGGAUUGUGUUGUAGAAAAAUGUAAAUAUUGGGAUCUUGAUGUUGAAUUUGCUAAUAGUACAGAAAUGGCAGGAAGUUUGACAGAAAGUGUAACAUUAAAAACAAUAAGUAAUUCAAUAGAUCCAAUUUCUGAUCUUUUGAAAGAAAUCGAAUCAAAUAUGGAGGUAGCUGAUGAUCCACAUUUUAUUAGAUGUUUAGUAAUGGAAUAUGCAACAUUAGGUAGUCUUCGUGCAUACAUGAAUGCUAAUUAUAUAGAUGUAGAUAAAAAAGUUUUACCUUAUGUUGCACCAAAAAUUUUAUGUGGAGAAGAAUAUACUAAGGCAUCAGAUGUAUACUCUUUUGGUAUUGUAGCAUGGAAAUUAAUAACUGGUUAUCCGCCAUAUCAUAAUAUUCCACAUGAUAGUGGUCUUGCAUUACAAAUUUGUCGAGGUAAACGUCCAAAAAUUCCAUCAAAUAUACCAAAAAUAAUAACUAGAUUAAUUUAG